Messenger RNA from Aplosporella prunicola CBS 121167, 2376 nucleotides. RefSeq lists its product as uncharacterized. The transcript has 4 exons. Gene Ontology annotation, cellular component: exocyst. The record is from RefSeq and is a predicted model, not a curated record. Gene Ontology annotation, molecular function: phosphatidylinositol-4,5-bisphosphate binding. Gene Ontology annotation, biological process: exocytosis. Lineage: Eukaryota; Fungi; Ascomycota; Dothideomycetes; Botryosphaeriales; Aplosporellaceae. The coding region runs from base 311 to 2185 and encodes 624 amino acids.
AUUGCCAUGAUUUGCCCACUUGCUCUGGGGGAGCUGACAGCCUUAGCGCCCGCAACUAAACUGGGUCCGGCUCCAGCUCUCUGCCGUCACCAAGCAGUUGCAGCUCCGCCCGUGGCCUCUCAGACCGUACGAUGCACAAAGCGAGCCCCCGUUGAUAUUCCCUCCCGCCAGCAGCCAACUCCGCGAGCGUCUCCCGCGCCGGUGCCAGGUCCCUGUCAUCGCCGCCCCCCCAGUUCUGGGCUCUCACGCCUCACACCGCCGUCCCGAAGUCAUCCCUCGAAUCGUCACCGCCGCCGACAUCGCCGACACGAUGGUAGCCCCGCGGAAGGCCGCGCUCGCGGAGGAGAGCGCGGAGGUGGAGGUGCUCUUCGCGAACAUGGAGAAGCUGAAGACCUUGACCAAGAAAAUCCAAGGCUCUCUUACCCGCAUGGAAACGAGCGGCAAGAGCGUGGCAGAGGCUAUCGGGCCUAUAUACGGAAACACGCAGAAACUCCAGACUAUGAAUAACAAUGUGGACAGAAUCAUAGAGGCGAUUGAUCGCAUACGGGCGCCUCUCGAUCAAAGGGGCAGCGAGGAGCGUGUCAUCAACGCAGGUCCGAAGAAGGUUGGCUUGCCCGACUUUAUUGCAUCUCUGGACCGCACCACCCAAGCCCUUAGCGACCUGAAACACUCGAACCUCCGAUCAAACCAACAGGCCAUCGCCGAACUCAACUCUCUCCUGAAGAGAGGUACCAAGCAACUGGAAGAUGUCUUCAAGGAGAUAUUAAGAGAGGAUGCUCGUGCUGUAGAACCUCUCCAUUACAUUACCAAGCAACUCCCGUUUCCCGCUUUACCAGAGGACAAGAUAUCUCGUCUUAGGACCAUAAACGCACAUAUAUCUGCAUCGGUAGCGCAGAUAUCACAGACCGAUCUCCGUGAUACCCCUACCAUCAAAAUAUACGCAGAUGUCCGCGGGGAUUAUAUAUCAAGCACGAUACGCAAUUUGGCUGCAGCAUGUAUGUCUACGGCGAAGAAGACUACCGUGGACGCUUUAUACCGUCAAGGAACCAACGGCAUAGGCACGUAUGCAGCAGGCUUAGAGGGCUUGUUCGUGGCUGAGUACAACAACGUUUGCCCGGUCUUUUCUCGUGAAGACUGGCCGCGUGUUUAUUCCCAGACAUGCCAAGGAUCACUCAACGAAUUUGCCAAGACGCUGCGCGAGUUGAACAACCACGUCAAGGCCAACUUGAUUACCGAUUGCUUCCUUGCAUACGAAAUUAUCGACAUUGUUUCCAACCUCUCAUUGAGGCUAGAGUCCAACACAGGGCAGCUCAAGCAGCCCAUUGCUGAUUCCUUAAAGCCAGUCCGAGAAACAGCAAAAUCUUCGUUACGGAAGCUCCUCGAUGAUACACGGAAUAAGGUCGUAACCUUAAUUGCUUUGCCCAUUGACGGAGGGUCGUCGCCAACUACCGCUGAAAUGAUGGCUCGCCUCCAACAAAUGACGAACUAUCUUACUCCUCUCUCCUCGAUCCUGAUCUCGCUUGGAGACGGAGGCUGGUCGUCCAAUUCUGUUGCUUCAUCAAACAUUGACGUUGGAGCUGAUGGUCGGGAGCUUUUUGUCCAUUAUGCAAGUGAGAUGAUCGAAACCCAGCUGAAGGAACUUGAAGCCAAGGGCCGGAUGCUGCACAAGACUAGGCCGUUGCAAGGCGUCUUCAUCGCGAAUAAUGUUGCAGUCGUCGAUAGGAUGAUUCGCUCCUCGGAGUUGGCGCCGCUGAUGGGAGGUGCGGGCAAGAUGGUGGAGACAUGGCGCAAGAAGGGCACAACCAUGUACUUGGAAGCAUGGCGCGAACCUUCAGCGUAUCUCCUAGAUGUUCAGUACACCAACCGUGGAGGACGCCCGCAUUCCGGCGGAGCCAGCAGCAUCGAUUCGACGGCAGUGGUCAAGAAUCUGAGCUCCAAGGACAAGGACAGCCUGAAGGAGAAGUGGAAGAGCUUCAACACGUCGUUUGACGACCUGAUUGCCAAACACAAGAGCUACGGCAUGGAGAAGGAGGUCAAGGCGCAUUUGGCGCGGGAGGUGCAGACGAUCAUCGAGCCGCUGUACGGGCGCUUCUGGGACCGGUACCACGAGAUCGACAAGGGCAAGGGCAAGUACGUCAAGUAUGACAAGCAGCAGCUGGCGCAGACGCUGGCAGGCCUGGGGUGAGGGGAGAGCGAGGCGGGCAUUGUUAGCGAUGGCAGAUAUACCCUGGGCGUUGUUUGGUAGACAUGGAGAUUCUCCAGAUAACGGUGCAUGCAUGACGGCAAGCAGCCGUGAUGGCGUACCAGCCCAAAACGGGCCAUGGUGAUCGCCGCGGCUGCUUAAAUUAGAGCGUUCGACACGUGAUUGGACCGUGG